CGGGGGCCGGUGGCUGCCGGAAAUGUCUCAUCAAUGGCAUAUGGCUUAUAUCCAGAAGAUACCCAGUUCCUGCAGUCCACAGGGGUACAGUGUAUAGAAUGAGCAGGCCUGUUUUAGAGAUCCAUCAGUCUAGAUGCUACUCUUCUGGAGGAAGAAAGGGUUUUAUAUCAGGUUUUGUGGAGAACAUCAAACAGGAAUUAGCAAAAAACAAGGAAAUGAAAGAAAGUAUUAAAAAAUUCCGAGAUGAAGCUAAAAAGCUAGAAGAAUCUGAUGCGCUUCGAGAGGCAAGGAGGAAAUAUAAAACCAUUGAAUCUGAAACAGUCAAGACCUCAGAAGUGAUUAAAAAGAAACUUGAAGAAAUAACUGGUACAGUGAAAGAGAGUUUGGAUGAAGUAAGUAAGAGUGAUAUUGGCCGAAAGAUAAAGGAAGGUGUGGAAGAAGCAGCAAAAACAGCAAAGCAAUCUGCAGAGUCAGUGACAAAAGGAGGAGAGAAGUUAGGCAAGACAGCAGCCUUCAAAGCUAUUUCUCAGGGAGUAGAAACCGUUAAGAAGGAAAUAGAUGAAAGUGUUUUAGGGCAGACUGGUCCUUACAAACGUCCGGAGCGACUACGAAAAAGAACAGAAUUCUCAGGCGAGAGGAUUAAAGAGGAGCGAAUAUUUGAAGCUAAUGAGGAGGCCAUGGGCGUGGUGCUGCAUAAAGACUCAAAAUGGUAUCAGCAGUGGAAAGAUUUCAAGGAUAACAAUGUGGUCUUCAAUAGGUUCUUUGAAAUGAAAAUGAAGUAUGAUGAAAGCGAUAAUGCAUUCAUUCGAGCUUCCAGAGCUGUCACAGACAAAGUCACUGAUUUAAUAGGUGGAUUGUUCUCGAAGACAGAAAUGUCGGAGGUUUUGACAGAGAUACUCAAAGUGGAUCCAUCCUUUGACAAAGAUCGGUUUUUAAAGCAAUGCGAGUAUGAUAUAAUCCCCAAUGUCUUGGAGGCUAUCAUGUCUGGAGAGCUUGAUAUCCUCAAAGAUUGGUGCUAUGAAGCGACUUACAGUCAGCUUGCUCAUCCAAUCCAGCAAGCCAAAGCCAUGGGUCUCCAGUUCCACUCGAGGAUUCUCGACAUUGACAACAUUGAUCUGGCUAUGGGGAAGAUGAUGGAGCAGGGACCAGUAUUAAUCAUCACUUUUCAGGCUCAGGUGGUGAUGGUAAUUAAGAACCAGAAAGGGGAAGUGGUGGAAGGUGAUCCGGACAAGGUUCUGCGGAUGCUGUACGUGUGGGCACUCUGCAGAGACCAGGAUGAACUCAACCCCUACGCUGCAUGGAGGUUAUUGGACAUCUCCUCGUCGAGCACUGAGCAGGUUCUCUAAGAAUUGCAUCCAAGGGCUUCCUGUACCUCUCUCGAAGCCACGCCAUCUCUGAACUUGCACCGAUCUGCUGUACAAUGGACUGUGGGGGAAGGAGGCUAGACUGGUUCCUUUUCAGAAGAACAGGCUAUUCGGUGCGCCCUCGUUAUCCCGAUCCGUGUAAUGAACUGGACGAGUCUGACAUAUCUGCCUUACGCUUUGCUGUGUAGUGUUGCACUGUAAGGAUGUAUGGUAGAUUUCAACGCGAAUGGUCUAAGACACUAGCAGCUGCUGUUGGCUCCUUUUUUAAUUGUGGCUGAAGGAGGCUGGUUUCGGUCCUGUAUGUUUCCCAGUGCUUCCAGCGAUAGACAGAGGUGGGUAUCGGAGAGUGAGAUGUGACAGGUCUAGUUCCCAUCUGCUGUCAUCCUCUGGUGGCCUCAAAGCAUCCCUGAAAAGAUCUUAAGAGGUGCUUUUAAGGCACGUUGGUCUUAGCUAACAUACAUCUCUUGUACAAAGUUGCACCAAUAAGCCUUCUGUUGCUGCAGUGUCUUGCACUUUACCAAACCAAAUACAAUCAGGACUUUGCACGUG
Messenger RNA from Gavia stellata (red-throated loon), 1913 nucleotides. It is a transcript of the gene TIMM44, whose product is annotated as translocase of inner mitochondrial membrane 44. Lineage: Eukaryota; Metazoa; Chordata; Aves; Gaviiformes; Gaviidae. Gene Ontology annotation, biological process: protein import into mitochondrial matrix. The coding region runs from base 99 to 1346 and encodes 415 amino acids. Gene Ontology annotation, cellular component: mitochondrial inner membrane. Gene Ontology annotation, molecular function: protein-folding chaperone binding. The transcript is spliced from 13 exons. The record is from RefSeq and is a predicted model, not a curated record.